This is a messenger RNA of Pongo pygmaeus (Bornean orangutan), 7435 nucleotides long. RefSeq names its product zinc finger and BTB domain containing 46 (gene ZBTB46). The coding region runs from base 2414 to 4183 and encodes 589 amino acids. Gene Ontology annotation, molecular function: protein binding; RNA polymerase II cis-regulatory region sequence-specific DNA binding; DNA-binding transcription factor activity, RNA polymerase II-specific. The transcript has 6 exons. The record is from RefSeq and is a predicted model, not a curated record. NCBI's taxonomy places the organism in Eukaryota, Metazoa, Chordata, Mammalia, Primates, Hominidae. Gene Ontology annotation, biological process: regulation of transcription by RNA polymerase II.
UGUUUUUUCCUCUCAAGUAUUUUAAAGCAAAUCUCAGUUUUACCCUCAAGGGCUUCGUUGUGUGUGGCUCACACACAGCUGGGCACUCUGCAACACUUCCUCAGCGUCGCGAUGCUUGUGGGUGGUGAUGUCCCUGAGUCGGGAUGAGGGCCACGCGCUGCUUGUGGGUGGUGAUGUCCCUGAAGUUGCAUUUCUUCUCUCCGUUUCAUGCUACUUAUUUGUUGAAGGAUCGGUUGUUGGUUCUGUGACAUUUCCUACCUGAAGGUCUGGCUGGGUGCAUCCUUGUGACCUUGAACUCCUGCCUAAGCCGUCAGUAGAACCAGGUAGAGGCGGGAGGGCUAGGACUCGCCCGCGCAGGGCAGUGGCAGGGGAGCAGUUACUCUGGUGUAUAGCCACAGUGCUUACAUUGGAAUUUCCAACUUAAUGUAUUUUAUUUAUCUAGUUAUUUAUUUAUUUAUUUAUUCUUUUUUUUUUUUUGAGAUGGAGUCUUGCUCUGUCUCCAGGCUGGAGUAUAGUGGCACAGUCUCAGCUCACUACAACCUCCGCCUCCUGGGUUCAAGUGAUUCUUCUGCCUCAGCCUCCCGAAUAGCUGAGAUUACAGGUGCGCUCCACCACGCCCGGCUAAUUUUUGUAUUUUUAGUAGAGACGAGGUUUCACCAUCUUGGCCAGGCUGGUCUCGAACUCCUGACCUCAGAUGAUCCACCCGCCUCAGCCUCCCAAAGUGCUGGGAUUACAGGUGUGAGCCACCAUGCCUGGCUCCAACUUAAUGUAUUUUAAAACACGGGUUGUUUCAUAUUUUGAUGCCUGUUUUUUUUUUUUUUUUUUUUUUUUUUUUGAGACGAAGUCUCACUCUGUCACCAGGCUGGAGUAUAGUGGCACGAUCUCGGCUCACUGCAACCUCUGCCUUCCGUGUUCAAGCAAUUCUCCUGCCUCAGCCUUCCAAGUAGCUGGGACUGCAGGCGCGCGCCAUCACACCCAGCUAAUAUUUUUUUCUAUUUUUAGUAAAGACGGGGUUUCACCACGUUGGUCGGGAUGCUCUCAAUCUCUUGACCUCAUGAUCCACCUGCCUUGGCCUCUCAAAGUAUUGGGAUUAUAGGCGUUAGCCACCACGCCCAGCUGUGUUUUUUUGUUGUUGUUUGUUUUGUUUUUUGUUUUGAGAUGGAGUCUGGCUCUGUCACCAGGCUGGAGUGCAGUGGCGUGGUCUUGGCUCAUGGCAACCCCCACCUCCCGGGUUCAAGUGACUCUCCCGCCUCAGCCUCUCGAGUAGUUGGGAUUACAGGUGCCUGCCACCACACCCAACCAAUUUUUUUUAUUUCUUUUACGAGGGACGGGGUUUCCACAUGUUGGCCAGGCUGGUCUUGAACUCCUGACCUUGUGAUUCGCCUGCCUCCACCUCCCAAAGCACUGGGAUUAUAGGCGCGCACCACAUCGCCUGGCUAAUUUUUUGUAUUUUAGUAGAGACGGGGUUUUACCAUGUUGGCCAGGCUGGUCUCGAACUCCUGACCUCGUGAUUCGCCCGCCUCCACCUCCCAAAGUGCUGGGAUUACAGGUGCGCACCACAUCGCCCGGCUAAUUUUUUGUAUUUUUAGUAGAGACAGGGUUUCACCGUGUUAGCCAGGAUGGUCUUGAUCUCCUGACCUCGUGAUCUGCCCGCCUUGGCCUCCCAGAGUGCUGGGAUCGCAGGCCUGAGCCUCCUUGCCUGGCCUUGUGAAAAAUUUUAAUGUUAAUUUUCUUAUUUCAAGUUGAUUUUCAUUUAGUUUUUACUAAAAAUGCAAAUGUAGUUUACCGUUGCUUCUCUUUUUUUAUGUAGGAAAAGUUGAUGCAAAUUUUGCCUGAAUUUGGAGUUUUCCUAUUAGUGAGAGUUUUGUUACGAAAAGAUCGCCGCCACUUUGGUGGGUCAGCACUAAAGCCUUGUUUCAAUAUUUGCAGGGUCAAUUCUUUUGAAUAUUUUAAUGCUUCCCUGUUUGGAGUCUAAGAGCCAUUUUUACUUUAGUUUUUUUUCCCAGGCAAGUACUUUGUCUGAACAAUGUAUGAGCCAGACCUGGUAGAAAAAUGGGAGUUGGUGAAAUAGAUGUGCUACUUAGUGACAGGGGCUGUGAUUCUAACAUUUUGUCUCAUGGCAGAGUUGGAUGAAAGGGGUUUGUUCCUGCAGCAUGGCUCACCUGCCCAGUGUGUCCUGAGUCCUCAUGUGGCAGGGAGUCAGACAGCAGCAGCUCUCUUCCCAGCGGGGUAGAGCUCACCUGGCUGCAAGAGAUGGAGGUCUUGCUCUGUCACUCCGGCUAGAGCGCAGUGGUGCAAUUGGAGCUCACUGACUGCAGCUUCCAACUCCUGCGCUCAAGUGAUCCUGCCGCCUCAGCCUCUCAACGUGCUGCGAUUAGAGAGUCUGUAGAAGAGGCGACACCAGGGCUUCCAAAUGAACAACCGAAAGGAAGAUAUGGAAAUCGCGUCCCACUACCGGCACCUGCUGCGGGAGCUCAACGAGCAGAGGCAGCACGGCGUCCUGUGCGACGUCUGCGUGGUCGUGGAGGGCAAGGUCUUCAAGGCGCACAAGAACGUCCUGCUGGGCAGCAGCCGCUACUUCAAGACGCUCUACUGCCAGGUGCAGAAGACGUCGGAGCAGGCCACGGUCACGCACCUGGACAUCGUCACGGCCCAGGGCUUCAAGGCCAUCAUCGACUUCAUGUACUCCGCACACCUGGCGCUCACCAGCAGGAACGUCAUCGAGGUGAUGUCAGCCGCCAGCUUCCUGCAGAUGACGGACAUCGUGCAAGCCUGCCACGACUUCAUCAAGGCGGCGCUGGACAUCAGCAUCAAGUCGGACGCCUCAGACGAGCUCGCGGAGUUCGAGAUCGGCGCCUCGUCCAGCAGCAGCACGGAAGCUCUCAUCUCGGCCGUGAUGGCCGGGAGGAGCAUCUCCCCGUGGCUGGCACGGCGAACGAGUCCUGCCAAUUCUUCCGGAGACUCGGCCAUCGCCAGCUGUCACGACGGAGGGAGCAGCUACGGGAAAGAGGAUCAGGAGCCCAAGGCCGACGGCCCUGAUGACGUUUCUUCGCAGCCUCUGUGGCCUGGAGACGUGGGCUACGGGCCUCUGCGCAUCAAGGAAGAGCAGGUUUCACCGUCUCAGUACGGAGGGAGCGAGCUGCCUUCUGCCAAGGACGGUGCAGUACAGAACUCCUUCUCGGAGCAGAGUGUUGGUGAUGCCUGGCAGCCCACGGGCCGAAGGAAGAAUCGGAAAAACAAAGAGACCGUCCGGCACAUCACGCAGCAGGUGGAAAAUGACAGCCGGGCCGGCUCCCCGGUGCCGUCCUUCCUGCCGACGUCGGGGUGGCCAUUCAGCAGCCGAGACUCAAAUGCGGACCUGUCCGUCACCGAAGCCAGCAGCUCCGACAGCCGAGGAGAGAGGGCCGAGCUCUAUGCACAGGUCGAGGAGGGUCUCCUGGGAGGAGAAGCCAGCUAUCUGGGCCCUCCCCUCACCCCGGAGAAGGACGACGCCCUGCAUCAGGCCACCGCGGUGGCCAACCUGCGCGCGGCGCUCAUGAGUAAGAACAGCCUGCUGUCGCUCAAGGCCGACGUGCUGGGGGAUGACGGCUCCCUGCUGUUCGAGUACCUGCCCAGAGGGGCCCACUCGCUGUCCCUGAAUGAGUUCACGGUGAUCAGGAAGAAGUUCAAGUGUCCGUACUGCAGCUUCUCGGCCAUGCACCAGUGCAUCCUCAAGCGCCACAUGCGCUCGCACACGGGAGAGCGGCCCUACCCCUGCGAGAUCUGCGGGAAGAAGUUCACGCGGCGCGAGCACAUGAAGCGGCACACGCUGGUCCACAGCAAGGACAAGAAGUACGUGUGCAAGGUGUGCAGCCGCGUCUUCAUGUCUGCCGCCAGCGUGGGCAUCAGGCAUGGCUCCCGGCGCCACGGUGUGUGCACCGACUGUGCUGGCCGCGGCAUGGCCGGGCCCCUGGACCAUGGCGGCGGAGGUGGCGAGGGCUCUCCAGAGGCGCUGUUCCCAGGUGACGGGCCCUAUCUGGAGGACCCUGAGGACCCACGAGGGGAGGCAGAGGAGCUGGGCGAGGACGACGAGGGCCUGGCCCCUGAGGAUGCACUGUUGGCGGACGACAAGGAUGAGGAAGACUCGCCGCAGCCGCGCAGCCCCCCGGGAGGCCCCGACAAGGACUUCGCCUGGCUUUCCUAGGCCUGCCCGCUGGCAGGGUCGGUGGCUGCCUCGCUUCGUCCACCUGUGUGUGUGUCCAGCGGGUCUCCACUGCGGGGCCAGGGCCAUGCUCACCCCUCUCGCGGCUCCUCCUCUGCUUCCCCCUGAACCCACCCCCCACGGAAACCAGCCCUGUGGGCUCAGAAGCAGGUGCAACCCCAGCAAGAGGGGUGCUCUGGGACCAGACAUGAAGUGAGUUGGGGGAGGGUACAGGGUGGGUUUGAGUGAAGGAAGAGCACGGUCCUAAGUCCCCAGCAGGUGGUGCGGGUGUGUGAGUGGCCCCUGUGAUGGCCAACCUGGCUUGGACACAUGAUGGUCCUGUGGCCGGGUCCAGUGGGCACUGGGCGGGGUGGUGUGUUCGGCCCAGAGGCCCCCGGCCUGAGCAGGUGCAGAGUUUCACAGACACGCAGUCAGCCCGGCUGGAGCCUGCCCUCCCCUCCCCUAGCAGCCAGGUCACUGCCUGUGGCUGCAGCCGUGGCCCGUGGUGCAGCCGUGGCCCAUGGCAGCCUGUAGAAUCCAGGUGCACAGAGAGCCCUGCCACCCUCUUACCUCUGGGCUUUGGUGCUUAACACACAACACAGCUGCAGAACCCUGCUGGAGGCCGAGGGCUCCAGGUGCUAUCUUAGGUGGACACAGCCCUGGGGGCUCCUUCCAGGAGGACCCUCAGCCCUGUGCCCUCCGCCACUUCAGGCCACACCAGGUUCCCUCUGCAAGGGCCUUGGCUCAGUCGUGUGCACUUCCUCGGAGAGCCUUGAGCUGCCGUGUCCACCCUGGGCUCUGCCCGUCCUGUUCGGCCCAUGGCCCAGCCCGGCCGCUCCUGCUGACCCCUCCUGGACGGGCUGGAGCUGGGCUCCUGCCUUUGCUGCUAACACUGGAGGCGGUGUUCCUAACUGCAGCGUGCUGCUUACAUCUCCCCGCGUGGGUAACCAAAUUUCUAAGUAGUCAGAGACAUAUCGAGGUAGUUACAUAAAAUUAUUUUGUUUGGCAUUAUUUUUCUCACUCGAUGAAACUAUAUAGGGUUUUUUUUCCUUUAGCUUGUGGUCAAGUCCUCUUGCUGUGUUUUCAAAAGCACUCACAUGUUCUUUCUUUUCCUGAGUGAAAAGCAAAGGUCCCACGGUAUGUGCUGUGGUGCCUGGCUUUGGGGGUCCUGGAGGCAGGCUGCCCAGACUCACAGCCUCAGGACAGUUGCCACAGCCUGUCUGCUCGUUCAGGCUGCCUCUGACGCACUCACCACUAGGACAUUCCAUCCCUCACCCCCUUGUCUGGCACAGGCCACCACUGCGGUGCUGUGCCUUCGGAUGGGAGGUGGGCGCGGUGGCCUCCUUCCCUCCAGGACCUGCCUGUGUGAAGACCCCCCCCCGGAGUGCUGAGCUUCAGGGCUGCAUGGAAAGAGUUUUUACUCUCUUUUUCUAGCCUGUACACCAGGCUUUUCCCCACAUUGUCAGGUAGAGCACCAGCUUCCCUGACCGUUGCUGCUCGGGGAGGGCUGGGGCUGGCCGGGGGUCCUGUGGAGGAGAGUACAUGGAGGACUCCAGGUACAGCGCAGGAGUCACAGCUUUUGUUUUUUUGACAUUGGCUCCCGGUUCUACCAAUGACAGGGUGCCCUGGCUGGAGCUAUCAUCACACACACCCCUCAGCUCGGAGGCUGUGGGCUCCUCAAAGCUGGAGAAAGAGGCCAAGAUUUUUCUGCACACGGAGUGUGGGGAUAGGAACCGGGGAAAGCGCUGACCCCUCAGUGGUGAGCCCUGCCCACUCUUACUGAGCAAGGUGGGUGGCUCUGGCACGAGUUCCCCAGGGAGACAGCACGGCUACCAGGGAGCUCCAGCAGAGCCCUCCAGCCCUCACCCCAGGCCAGCCCUGCCCCGGCCUCUUUGAGAAUUCUCAGAACUUUGUACCUUUCCCCUGAUUUUUAAAGCCCUUUUCUAAACAGACUGACUUUCUUAUAAAAUACAUUUGGAAACCAGACCUUUGCUACCCACCAAUGUCUCUGGGUUUUGUACCAGUCCCUGCUCUCAGGCCACCCUGCCCAGGACCCGGGCCUGCCUCCCCCUCCACACUCAGGAUGUCCUGCUCCGUCUGGCCGGCUCACUCCGUGUGGCCUGCCUUUGCUGACCGUUCUGGGGUUCCCCGUCGGAGCUACAGGGGCAUUUUCUUCCCUAAAAACCAACAGUGUCCCACUGACCUCCCCAAGAGUUUGCCGCGUGGCAGAUCUCCUGUUCCUGUUCGCAGUUUGCCGACUGAAGAGUGUGGGAUUUCUGAGGCCCAGGUGAGCACGUCCAUCUCAGGAGGCGUGGAGGGAAAAGACAUGUCAUGAAGGGUUUUUUUUUAUGUGACUGAUUUUUUUUUAAAUCGAUGUUCAAACUAAUAAAUAUUUUUUUAUGAAGAGGAAAAAUGUGUAGAUUACAUUUCACAUUUUGUAUUUUUGUUUGUGUCUGUUUGUAUUUUGGUGUUUGCAACACCAAAGUGGGAAAUACAGUCCAUUGGGGGUAGUGUUAUUUGGGGGCGGGGAGGGGGCAGGGACACCACGAUUUUUCUAUCAAGCUCUGGAUCCUGACCAGGUUGUACACUGGGGCUCUCUGAGCUUUGGGAAACAGGACACUGCCAGGGCUACGUAGGGACCUGACUCAGAAGACGCAGCUUACUGCUUCCAACUUUGCACAUCUUCCUCUUUAAAAAACUGAGAAAAUGCAAAAACUGGAACUUUUUGCAAUAUUAUAAAAGAUAAUCUUAUUUUAGCUCAUUCUGUGACAUGUGCAACUCUUAAGAAAGCCAUACUUAAUGGUGGUGUUUUUUAUUUUUUAGAUCUUAUAUUGUGUUUUGUAUGCAGCCCUUUUAGAACUACUUGUAGUGAGGGUGCUGUGUGUGCUUUUCUUAAAUAUUUAUUUUUUCAACAUGCUUUCAACCUGUCAACAAAAACAAAACAGACAAAAAAAAAAGGGCAGUGUUUGAAGAUUGUUGAUUUUUUUCUGGGGAUAAUCUAUAUUAUAUUGACUUUCUAUUAUUAUAAACCUGUGUUUGUAUUGGAGAUGUGUCUACUAUUGGGGGAAGAGGUUCUCGUAAUCGCUCGGUGGGAAAUCAUGGCUCUGCCGUCCUGCCUCUCUGUGGCCGUGGGUUCACGUGGCCUCUGCGGUGAGUUUCUGCCUAGGCGCCUGUGCGUUUCCUUUCUGUGACGGGAUUAGCUUAGACAUCCUUGCAAAGCGAUCACUUUCAAUAAAUUGGGAAACUGCUGCUCCA